Molecule: messenger RNA, 1164 nt
Organism: Liolophura sinensis
Lineage: Eukaryota; Metazoa; Mollusca; Polyplacophora; Chitonida; Chitonidae
Product: nuclear receptor subfamily 2 group E member 1-like
Biological process (GO): regulation of DNA-templated transcription
Molecular function (GO): sequence-specific DNA binding; DNA-binding transcription factor activity; zinc ion binding
Source: RefSeq, a predicted model, not a curated record
AUGGGCCUGUUGAGACAAGAGUUACGAGGAGGACUUUGUAAUGAUUUGUAUUUUGUUAUUCUAGGACGAACGCUGCCGGUGCCUGUGUCCUGUAAGGUCUGUGGUGACAAGAGUUACGGGAAGCACUAUGGAGUGUUCUGCUGUGACGGCUGUAGCUGUUUCUUUAAGCGUUCUAUCAGGAGGAAGAUGGUCUACACUUGUAUCGGUAAAGGGAACUGUGCUAUCGACAAGGCUCGCCGUAAUUGGUGCCCUUAUUGUCGACUUCAGAAAUGCUUCUCUGUCAAGAUGAACAAAAAUGCCGUCCAAGAGGAGCGAGGACCACGGAAAAAUAAAGGCAAAAAGAGCGCAUGUUCAACCCAGACAAAGGCCGCGUCAACCUUACCGCAACCAGAGCACGAUCAUCAUACAGAUGGCUUCACGCAGUUCUCUACUCGGUCCAGCCAGCAGUCUACCCCCGGUAUUUUGCCAUUCAGUGCUUUCAAACCCCCGUUUUUUACGACAUCGGAAAGAGCUAUAUCUCUCAGCGGUGUACAGAAGGAUCAGCCUCCAUUCCAGGCUUAUCUGAAAACUAAAGAAGUCUACAAGUGUGGUGUUAACCAGAACUCCGUUAGUCUUCUCCAGGAAGUCUCCACACAAAUACUUUGCGCCGCUGUGCGGAGAGCUCGUGUCAAUUACAUAUUUGGAUCAAUCCAUCCACAUGAUCAGAAGAGUCUAUUACGGGACACGUGGGGGGAUCUAUUCCUUCUGAGCGCCGCCUACUGGCCUGUUGACAUUGCUAUGCUGAGCAUCCGGGCAGGGAAGACGGACUCUAAUAGGAGAUCCGCUGUGGAAAACAUCCAUCGCCUGCACAGCGCCAUAAUUGCCUGUCAAAUGUUGAACGCCGACGGUACAGAGUUGUCGUUCCUGGAGACAAUUGUUCUCUUAAAACAAGAUUCCAAACGGGACCUAGUUGACAGAACGAAGAUAGAAACCUUACAGGACCAAGCCCAACUCGCGCUUGCGCAUUAUGUGUCACAAGCUCAGCCCCACAACCCACGAUUCGGCAAAAUGCUCUUAACGCUGCCGUGUCUGAAAACAGUACCUCGUCAUCUAAUAGAGGACAUUUUCUUUGGACAUCUUCUGCAAGGGAAUGUCACAAUAGCUCAGAUAUUGUCGGACAUGUGA